AUGGACUUCGUGAUGGGAUUGCCUCGGACUCCCAGGGGCAUUGAUUGUAUUUGGGUCAUCGUUGAUCGAUUGACCAAGUCCGCUCACUUCCUCCCAGUUCGAUCUACAUUUAGUGCAGAGCGGUUGGCCUAUGUUUAUAUUCAGGAGAUAGUCCGUCUUCAUGGUGUGUCAGUGUCCAUCAUAUCAGAUCGAGGGUAUCAGUUUACAUCUAGUUUCUGGAAAGCAUUUCAGAGGGAGUUGGGCACCAGGGUUAAACUCAGCAUUGCUUUCCACCCACAGACCGAUGGCCAGUUGCAGUGCACUAUUCAGGUCCUCUACCACUCGAGCAUUCAGAUGGCCUCGUUUGAGGCCCUAUAUGGUAGGCAUUGUCGCACUCCAGUUGGUUGGUUUGAGUCCUCGGAGCCUAGGUCGUACAAUACAGAUUUACUCCAGGAGUCUUUGGCGAGAGCUCGGGGUGUGAUGAGUUUUGGCAGGCGGGGAAAGCUUAACACCAGAUAUAUUGAGCCUUUUGAGAUCCUGAGGAAGGUUGGUGAUGUUGCCUAUGAGUUAGCCCUACUUCUUGCAUUUUCAGCUAUACACCCGAUUUUUCAUUUAUCGAUGCUACGCUGGUAUAUUCCAGAUAAGUCUCAUGUGCUACAAUAUGAUUCAGUUGAGUUGGAUGACAGGCUGACCUUCGUUGAAGAACCGAUAGCCAUAUUAGCCAGAGAUGUUUGUCAGCUCCGUUCCCGAUCCAUUCCUGUAGUUAAGAUCCAGUGGUGA
This is a messenger RNA of Solanum stenotomum, 759 nucleotides long. RefSeq lists its product as uncharacterized. Gene Ontology annotation, molecular function: nucleic acid binding. NCBI's taxonomy places the organism in Eukaryota, Viridiplantae, Streptophyta, Magnoliopsida, Solanales, Solanaceae. The record is from RefSeq and is a predicted model, not a curated record. The transcript has 3 exons. The coding region runs from base 1 to 759 and encodes 252 amino acids. Gene Ontology annotation, biological process: DNA integration.